ACGGGACUUCAUUUGUAAGCUACCCCACUUAGCUCUUUAACAGAAUAAUUCUUCGCAAAAUUCUGCAUCGAAGACCGCGUAGGUCCAAUCCAGUCUGUCUAGGUUCUCAACAAUGAAACCAACUUACGUAAAAGAUAGGCAUGUUAUUGAACGCGUAACCUUACGCCGACUAUAGGUCCGGUGCCAGCCAGUCUUCUCCGUUUGCACUAACCUAAAAAUAUAUCAAGAACACGGGUGAUUGACUGGCAACACGUGAUUUCGUAAAAAUGUUAACUCGAAAUCCCUGUCUUAUAUCUAUCAUUAGAAAAUCGUGAAUAACGAGGUGGAAUAACGGCCAAAUCGGCAAAAUUGUUAGUAGAUGAUGUCAAGUCAAAAUCGCGAGAAACGUUCUAGAUGUGGACGCGGUAGACGCCUAAUAGGGUCCGGUUGUAGUACAAAGCCUUCCGAAAAUGCUGCCAAAGCAGCAGGAACCACGAAUCCACAACCAAACAAUGAUGACUCGAGCAUCGUAUCGCUCACCUCAUCGACCCAGUCCAGACAGAAAGACAAGGACAAAUCCGACGCGAAACCGGAGGCUUCAAAGGAACCAUUGAAAGAUAGCAAUUCGAUGCUUAGCACUGACCUAUAUCCCACAAGGGACAGUGAGGCCGAAAAGGUGAUUCGUGCUGAACUUAAGAAUGCCAGGAUUGCUCGAGAAGACCAAAGUACUGAGGAGUCAGCUAUGAAGCCGCUCAUCGUUAGUGGGUCCAAUUUUAUUGCCUAUGGUAAUUCCGCCCCGGGUCGUCUUAAGGUUCGAACGAAGUCUCGCUUGAAAGACGAUAGGGCUCCAAGAUGCUCCCGAGAACGACUGCCUAAAGGCGCAAUAAAGCAGCCAAGGCAAAAGCGGCACCAACUAAAGUCGGCAAGAGGCGGUACCGGUGGAACUGACUCUAAUAGUCCGAAGGGGUAUACUGGCAAAGGUUUUCCAGGAGUAAGCCCCAGAAAAUCACCACUGAACCCUGGAGAGCUUCAAACGCCUGGCUCGAUUGCUACUCAGACUUCAUUCCACACUGAGUCGAAAAAUGAGACAGAAGUUAAAGUAGAAACCAAAGGGCCAGCUAAGGUCGCGGCGGAAAGCACGUACGUAAAGGAUAUUCCAUUAAAGGAUGCACCCGCGCCCAACAAAGUUCUAAAUGACGCUCCAAUACCGCCUGAUCUAUCAGUGAAGUGUGCUACAGUGAAAAAUCUAGCUGCAAAAGUGGCUCCGGUACAACAACUCGAACCGAAGGGUCCUGUAACAGAUAUUUCGCUUACAAAAGAUGUCCCAUCGACAACUCCUCCUGCCAGGGCUGGUGCGGCUAAAGAUCCUGGGCCUAAAUGUGCUUCUUCGGAACCUGGAGCAACUAAACCUGAUCCAAAGAAACCCUAGGUGAUCACCCAAAAACGGAUACGUAUUCCUGCACGUUUCUUGACAAGCAGCUUGAGGCAGGAGAUGAAAGGAGACCAAAUCGUCAGAUCUCGUUCUAAAUAAAUUUUUUCUGUAAAUAAGUUUUCUGUAAGGCUACCGGAGUUGUGUAUUUUAAAUUCUAACCACCCAUUUUUAUACAUGUUGAGCACAGCAAAGUCCACACAAUAGAUGUGAAAUCAUGACUACUACUAAUCCAAAACUCGUUCUCGUUCUACUUCUUUGUUUA
Molecule: messenger RNA, 1673 nt
Organism: Varroa destructor (honeybee mite)
Lineage: Eukaryota; Metazoa; Arthropoda; Arachnida; Mesostigmata; Varroidae
Source: RefSeq, a predicted model, not a curated record